Triplophysa dalaica is the source of this 2209-nucleotide messenger RNA. RefSeq lists its product as uncharacterized. The record is from RefSeq and is a predicted model, not a curated record. The transcript is spliced from 2 exons. Bases 359 to 805 code for a protein of 148 amino acids. Lineage: Eukaryota; Metazoa; Chordata; Actinopteri; Cypriniformes; Nemacheilidae.
AAAAGAUGAAUAGGGAAAGCAGAUCGGAGCAUACCAUCCCAAAACCUGAGGGGGUUAAAACUGCUGUCUGAAAGUUUGGUUAAAAAGUGUGAGUCGCGGUAACAGUUCCCCUCCAGAAACACACCGCUACUGUCCGCUGACCGCAACACACACAAAAAAGAUUUUUUGAAUACUUAAAUACUUUCUUAGAACAUCAUCUCAGACUUUCUGGAUAUGUUUCGAAGCCCUGUCCUCCAGCCGCCUGUCUCUCUCUCUCUCAGUGUCCUGUCUGUCUCUCCAUCUUGGUGACAUUGUGAGAAACCAGGGAACCUUUGGAGGACUCACACAUCGUUUUCGUCGCUAGAGAUCUUGUUCCAACAUGGACGUCUUCUCCAACCAGUCUCACCCUUCCUCCAAUCUCUCACUUCCCAUCUCCCCAACUUCUCCACCUCCGGAUCUCUAUUACCCCCUCCCGACCAUCAUCAUCAUUGCGUGUCUUUUCGUGCUGUUCGCGGGCUGCGUGAUCUUUCUCGCCGUUGGCUGCUCUCCCGGAGGAUCGUGGGGUGUGGACGGAGACUGUGGCCUUGGAGACGGCCUCUCGUGUGGACACACUCUGUCAAGCGAGCCCCAGCUGAAGUUCUGGAAGCGCUUGGGUUCGAUGAGGCAGUCGUUCUCUUCCACGCCGACAUUCAGACGACCUGUUCAGCCACGUGCGGCCCACUGCAGAAAGCAACCGGGGUUGGCGGUACCGGCGGGGUCGAAGAGAAAUGACUCGCAUACGUAUAUCACCAUACCCUCUCUGCUGCAGUAUGCGACAGAGAUAUAAACUGUUUCCCUAAACGUAGUGAGAUACCUUUCUGUCUACUGCCUACAUUGACAGAAUCCGCCUUUAAGUGGAAAUUCAAAAGCAGGCCCAGACGGUUUCUGUACACCUGACAAUUUAAGUGGAAUGGGACAUGUAGGAAAAUACUUUAUUUUCAUCAAUACUUUUUAAUACUUAAUACUUGCAAUGCAUUCUGGGAUAGACACUGCCUGAGAAAUAGGCUAUAAAUCUCGUGAUUGAGACUGCACUUGGGAAAAAACCAACAAGGCCUUAGAAUGCGGUCUAGGUAGGCAGCUAACUAGGUUUUUGAAAAAGCUAUAGGCACACACUAUAUGCGCUGAUAAUGAUCAGGCUGUGUACAGGAAGUCUUUGUUUCUCUCAACCUCAGCUUCAAUCAAAACAAGACGCGACUCAACAUUAGACCCAUACAUUUGACCGCAGCUCUAUAAACAGCUGGACGUUCACAAGCUCUGUGUGCAGAGAACUAGAAACCUGCAGAACCGAUUCUGCUGACUUGGAUAUUUUUGCAGCUUUUGUAACAUCGUCAUGGUUGCCCUUUCACGUCAUUCGCUGACAACCUAGAGAUCACAGCACAUCAAACAGGACAUCAAGAGAAGAUACACAACAGAUGCUCAAAAGCUCACACUACCAAACUUUCAGCUCGUUGUGUUACUCUUCACAUAGCUUAUGAUGGAUGCAUUUUUCGUGACGUUGCUUGUAAUUCUUUAUUGAAUUAAGGAUUUUGUACAAGUGUUUUUUUAGAGAUUGUACACAAAAAGAGGCGAGGAUGUGUAAUAAAAUAAUAAGAUUCAGGAGGGGCAUAAGCUGAACGACUUCAAUUUACUCGUAUUGAUACGUUGCAUUGGUUGCAUUGCAUCAUUGAUAAGUUGCAUUGGUGUUUUUCUCCAUAUUGCGAUGUGUGAAAAAAUGAAAUGUGAAAAAAAGGUAGAGCGGGUUAGAAGCCUGGUAAUCGGACAGUCAAUAUAGUCACGCCCCCAAGCCAAAACAUGUUUGCAGAUGAAGUGGAGGUGGGUUUAAUUUAAAGAUUAUGCCAGCAUGGAUCAAUCAUUUAUAACAAACCACAAUAUUUCACAAAAAGUAAGAAUUGAGUAUUUCAAUUUCAUUUUUGAUGUUAAAGGAACAGUUUAUUAUUUACACACCCUGAUGUUAUUUCAAACCUGUAUGACUUUGUUUCUUCUGCAGAACACAAAAGAGGAUAUUUGGAAAAAACAGAAAAUGGUUGGUCCUCAUUGACUUGCACUGGUUUUUUGUCUAUACAAUGGAAGUCAAUGGGACCAAUGGUUUUUGUUAACCAACAUUUUUCAAAACAUCUUCUUUUAUUUACUGCAGAAGAACCAUGGCAUGACGACAGGAUGAGUAAAUGAUGUCAGAAAUUUCAUUGUGAAG